ACUGGUUACGUGUACUGUAAGGCUGCUCCACAGUUGUGCUUGACUGCAUCCAGUACCAGAGUGGAGAGUACACUGCUGGGUACAGAGUCAGCUGUAAGUGGGUUUGCUGUCUGUAUGCAGAAGAAAUCGCUUGGCAACCCAGGGCAAGUCUGGAGAUGUACACCUGAAGCAACUAUUUACUCUGAGGCUUACCCCAACUUGCUGCUGACCUACCUUGGAAACAAGAGAAGUGUUGAUGAUUGCAGCACAGAUGUCAACAACAGUUCUGCUGGACCAUCAGGUGGAGCUGCUUUUCUUAUAGUGGCUGACCCAUUGCUAAAAAAGUAUAAGAGUGCACAAAGAUUUGCUUUCAAACAAGAGAAUUUUCAUAACCUUGGCCAGUGGAAGAAAACUGAGCACUCAAACCCUGAGUGGAAUAAACUUGCCUACUCAUGGCCUGUCAGAGCAGACGGACAACUGAACAAAGAGUAUGACUGGCCAAUGGAAGGUUUUAUCAUUCCAAAUGCACCACCCUUACAAAAGCCAGGAAGUAACCUAGAAAUAUCUGGAACAACACCAGUUAGGCUGAGAGUCUUAAAAAACUUUGAGCCUAAUGUGGACUUGGCUGUCAGUGUUGUAGGACCGAACUUGACCAAUUUUCUGCACACCUGCACUGGGCUCCUAAAUCUGCCCCACGCUGCGAGGAGACUUUUUGACAGCCAGGGAAGAGAACUGUUUACAAUCCAGAACUUAGAGAGGGAUGCUCUAGUCUAUGUUUCCUGUGGAGAAGCCUGGGCAGGAACCAGUGUUUCUCGUAUUGAGCAGAAACGUCGAUUUUUGCUGAAUCAGCUAUCUGCAGAUGUGGCUAAAAUUCAGCAGUAUUGUUCUCUGAGAAAUCCUGAGGAUUUUGUCUUGGAGGUUAAUGGACCUCUAGCUCCAAACUCUGGUCUUACCGUGAACAAGCUAUGGUCGCCUGUUUCUGGUCCCCACCUUGAGACAAACGAAGGAUCUCAGACAAAAGGCAGCAGUGACCAGCCUCUAACUGCCCACCAGAGGGCUCACAAAGGGUCAGAAGAGCGUUUGAAUUCUUUGAAAUGGCCUUGGGAAAGACUCGUCAAUGUCUCCAACAGUAUGGAUAUGGAUGAUCCAGAAGCUAACAAGUAUACAGACCGGGAUCUUUAUGAGAAGUUUAAGCCUCAAACUAUAAAUCGUGUGACUCGAGACAUGUUUCAACAAUUUGAAUAUGUAAAUGAAUACAUUGCACUUGCUGCGGAUCAAAAUCUGGUUCUUUCAGUCAGUGAGACUGAAGGCCGAGUUACCAGUGUGGUUUUAGCCAAAAGGAGGCCAGACGACAUUAAUCAAAGAUGGAUUAUUAAAGAAAAUGGAGAAAUUCAGGCUAGGCAUAAGCAGAAUAUGGUGCUGACGGUAAUCAUGCCUGCAACAACACCUGAUGGACAUGCCUGUUUGUCAUUUGCUGGUUGUCCUGUUGUUAUUCAAACAAGGUGUAGCAGUGCUUAUGGCAGGUCUCAUCAGAUGUGGCUUUAUGAUGGAGAGACUGGUCUCAUUAAAGCAUUUCAUUCUGAUACUCAAGAUAAAGAAAUAACCGCUGCCAACAGAGCAGACGUGUGCACAUACGCCAUAACUCGAGGAGCAGAAAUAGAUCAGCCUGGCUACCUUGUAGAAAUUGACGGCCAACAACAUCAUAUGUGUAUGUCCUGUGCUCGUGCUCUGAGGGGAAGGUAUAAGGUCCAGAGGUUGCCACCAAACACAAGUUUCCACUGUGCCAUGGGAGAUGCAAAAAAACUACAAAUACAACAAGCUGGCAGCUUCAAGGUCCUAAACAAUAAGGUUGACCUGUCGACCUUUGAGGCGGACAUCAGUCUUCAGUAUUGGAGGGACACAUUGCAUAACUUGAAGCAGCAGACCAGCGUGCAGACAAUCAUGAAAGAGAUCAGUGCAGCCAGAACUGUCAUCACAGUCAAGGUGAUGGCUUACAAGAAUGGAGAAGGCCGGCUUCGGAAGGGAGAACUCAUUUGUGGAUCCAGUAUAGCUGGGAUUCUAGCAAACUGCACCAGCAGGUUGGGUUUGAGUUCAGCUGCCCGUAGAAUGUAUCUGGAAGAUGGAUCUGUGGUCUUAGAUAUUGAUGACCUGGUGAAAUUUGCUACAGAAAACUGCAAAACAGAAAUGAUAAACAGCAUACUACAGAAAGGGGAUCAUUACAGCCAGCACACCAAGGAAGAACAUAAGAGCAUACAAGAACGUGAUAAACUUCUCGAAAACAUAGACCUGCCUCCCUUAGACGUCAUUCUUCGUGCUCCAAUAGAAGUCUGGGUCUCAAGUGGAAAAGCUUUUGUCAGCCCUGAAACUGUAGAAUCCAAAGAAGAGAAUUUCCGCAAGAAGAGGCAGUUUCGAGCUCAGGUUUGCCAGGCUCUUGAAAUUGAGAAACACAUUUUGAGACAACUGAAGGGCAGACGUUUGGAGCAGAAGAAACCAGCGGUGUAUCGAUCCACAUUGAGUAGCCAGCAACCAGUGGUGAUAGAGCAGCAGUGGCAGGCGCCAACAGUAGAGGAACAAGACAAACAUCUUUCUAUCGAGAAACUACAGACACACCUGAGUGAAAUUCGAGCCAAUCAGCAAGAAGGAAAAGUUGUUUUUAAAGGAGUCAAUCUCCAGAGCAAGCUGUAUGACCAACCCAACAUGAAACGUGUAGCAGUGUUCCCAAACGGGAUGUCUGCAGAUAAAAGUGUUUAUGUCUGGGGCAAACACUAUACAGGAAAUUUUGGACAGUGCAUCUUUGAAGCUGAACUUUUGGAAACAGCCUUGCAUAUUAUACGAUAUGGAUGGCAAAAAGAUUGA
Molecule: messenger RNA, 2835 nt
Organism: Candidula unifasciata
Lineage: Eukaryota; Metazoa; Mollusca; Gastropoda; Stylommatophora; Geomitridae
Source: the annotation of a GenBank genome assembly